Messenger RNA from Cokeromyces recurvatus, 768 nucleotides. Its product is annotated as ferrous iron transporter B. Gene Ontology annotation, cellular component: plasma membrane. Gene Ontology annotation, molecular function: GTP binding; GDP binding; GTPase activity. Bases 58 to 621 code for a protein of 187 amino acids. The record is from RefSeq and is a predicted model, not a curated record. The transcript has 4 exons. NCBI's taxonomy places the organism in Eukaryota, Fungi, Mucoromycota, Mucoromycetes, Mucorales, Mucoraceae. Gene Ontology annotation, biological process: small GTPase-mediated signal transduction.
CUUAUUAUAUUUAUAGACGCAUUUAUUUAUUUUAUUUUAUUUUUUAUUUAAAUUACUAUGUCUAGCACGAAUCCACCUAAAACUAGAAGAAUUGCAGUACUUGGUGCUCGUGCUGUUGGUAAAUCUUCUCUUGUAAUUCAAUUCUGUGAGAAUCACUUUGUUGAUAGUUAUUAUCCCACCAUUGAAAACACAUUUACAAAAACUAUUAAAUAUCGAGGAAAUGAAUAUAGUGUAGAAAUUAUGGAUACAGCGGGUCAAGAUGAAUAUUCAAUCUUGUCUUCUCAUCAUGCUUCUAGCAUGAAUGGUUAUGUCCUUGUUUAUUCAAUUGCUUCUCGAUCUAGUUUCGAUAUGGUCAAGAUCAUUAGAGAUAAAAUUUUGGACUUUACUGGUUUGGAAAAUGUACCAUGUGUUAUUGUGGGAAAUAAAUCUGAUUUAAAUAUUCAAAGACAAGUGUCAAUGGAAGAAGGAAAACAAUUAGGUCAACAAUGGCAAUGUCCAACUAUUGAAACCUCUGCUAAACAUGAUGAAAAUGUUUCUAAAAUCUUUGACUUGCUUAUUGCUCAAAUUGAAAAUGCCAAUAAACCUCCAGCAGAAGAAAAGGGCGGGUGUAUAAUUUCAUAAAUAGAAAUUGAUAUAAUGAAUGAAGAUAGAAAAUGUGGUACAUUAUCUUCUAGCCACAUUUUAUUUUCCAUGUUUAAAAUAAUUAUAGUAAAAGAAAAAAAAAAGCAAUAAAUGAAAGAAGAACAAAUAGUAUAUUUCCAUAUUUUU